CUCUGCGCGCUGAUCAACGUGAACGGCCUCAUGGCUUACACUCUCUUUGACUCGGGGAGCACUACAGAUUCUGUAUCACCAGAAUUUGCACACAUAUCCCGAGCCAAAACAGUGAAGCUAUCCGAGCAGGUUGUCUUGCAACUGGGAUGCUCCGGCAGUCGGUCCAAAAUCAACUAUGGGACAUGGGUGCCCGUGCAAUUCGGACCGGUGGCAGAGAAAAUGUAUUUCGACAUCGUCAACCUUGACCGGUACGAUUGCGUAAUCGGCACCCCGUUCAUGAACCAACACGGCAUCAAACUGGACUUUGAACAACGAGCAAUCGUCGUCAAAGGCCAGAUUUGCCCUGCGUUCACAAACGAGGAAGACUCUGCA
Messenger RNA from Trametes versicolor FP-101664 SS1, 372 nucleotides. RefSeq lists its product as uncharacterized. The record is from RefSeq and is a predicted model, not a curated record. NCBI's taxonomy places the organism in Eukaryota, Fungi, Basidiomycota, Agaricomycetes, Polyporales, Polyporaceae. The annotation marks the transcript as partial. The transcript has a single exon.